Molecule: messenger RNA, 831 nt
Organism: Xyrichtys novacula (pearly razorfish)
Lineage: Eukaryota; Metazoa; Chordata; Actinopteri; Labriformes; Labridae
Source: the annotation of a GenBank genome assembly
AUGUUCAAAAACACCACAAACUCAAGUUCAGACACGACACAAACUCAAGUUCAACAAACGCCACAAACUCAAGUUCAAACACGACACAAAUUCAAGUUCAAAAACAACAGAAACUCAAGUUCAACAAACCCCACAAACUCAAGUUCAAACACGAAACAAACUCAAGUUAAAAAACACCACAAACUCAAGUUCAACCAAAACCCAAUUCUCAAGUUUAAGAAAUUCCACACCCUCAAGUUAAAAAAAAACCACAACUUCAUGUUCAAAAAACAACAGAUACUCAAGUUCAAAAAACACACAAACUUAAGGUCACCAAACAUGCACCUCAAGUUCAAAAACACCACAAACUCAGGUUCAAACACUACACAAACCCAAUUAAAAAAACAUAAAAACGCAAGUUCUACAAAUACCCAAUUCUCAAGUUUAACAAUUUGCACACCCUCAAGAUCAAGAUCACCACAAACUCAAGUUCGAACACAACACAAACUCAAGUUCAACAAACACACAAACUCAAGUUCAAAAACAUCACAAACUCAAGUUAAAACACGAACCAAACUCAAGUUCAACAAAAUAACAAACUCAAGUUCAACCAAUACCCAAUUCUCAGGUUUAACAAUUUCAACAACCUCAAAUUCAAACACGACACAAACUCAAGUUCAACAAACACACUUACUCAAGUUCAAAAACACCACAAUCUCAAGAUCAAACAUGAAAAAAACUCAAGUUCAACGAACACAAAAACUCAAGUUCGAAAACACCACAAACUCAUGGUCAAACACGCUACAAACUCAAGUUCAAACACGACAAAAACUCAAGUUCAACAAACACUAA